AACUCCACACGCGCGCAGCUUCCUCCUCCUCCUCUCCCUUUCAAUGGCGCGCCUCCACCACCUUCUCUCCCGCGCGCUCGCCUCCAACCACCUCCUCCGCCCUCCCCCGCUCCCAUUUUCAGCGCGCCCGACUCUCCCGCUUCACCCGCAGCCGCCGCCGCCUCCUCAUCCCCACGGUCGCAGCCCACCCCCUUUCCCCUCGGCCGCCUCGCGGCACUACGCGUCGUCCAUACCCAGACGACGGCGGCGCGGCUCGGCGCCGACGAUGUUUCCGAGGCGGAGGAGAGCCAGGCGGAAGGGCCCCGGCGAGCUCAGCGUGCAGAUUGGCAUCGAAGAAGCCCUCCCCGACGACCCCCUCAUCCUGAGUAUUGCAGAGACGCUUCGAACGGAUGCUGGGAAGGCAAUGAAGCUGGCAUUCCACAAUUUGGGGAACUCGGAGUACAAGACCAGGGACCCUUGCAUAAGCAAUGUGGAUGAGUACGAUAGCGUCGAGGUAUCUCUGCUGCUCUGUGACGACGAUUUUAUCAGGAAGCUGAACAAGGAAUGGAGGGAUGAGGACCACGCGACAGACGUCCUGUCAAUGUCGCAGCAUAUCCCAGGGCUCCAGAUUCCCGUUCUGCAACUAGGUGACUUGGUAAUUUCUGUUGAGACAGCCCGACGCCAAGCAGAAGAAAGAGGCCAUGCACUUCUUGAUGAGAUAAGAAUUCUCAUGGUUCAUGGAUUGUUGCAUUUAUUGGGCUUUGAUCAUGAACUCAGCAAGGAAGCUGAAGAAGAGAUGGAGCAGGAAGAAGAACAUAUAUUAAAUACUCUUGAAUGGAAAGGGAAAGGACUCAUUAAGAGCGCGUAUCAUUUCUGUACUGAUAUGGAUCAUUCAGAAAAUUCUGAUGAAGCCAAUAGAGAUAUAGAGAAAAGGAGUUUACGGGAGGGUCAUCAGCCGAAACUGACACAUAUAGUAUGUGAUAUAGAUGGACACCUGCAUUCAGAAUCAAUAGAAUCUUUGAGAGAGGCAAUAUCACGGGGAGUAACUGUUAUCAUGCUCACUGGCAAGACCCGUGCUUCCACCAUAGCAACCUUCAAGCUUCUUAAUAUGGAAGGAAGAGGUGAUUUUAUAUCGGAGAAUUCACCUGGUGUAUUUCUACAGGGUUCACUUGUAUAUGGAGAGCAUGGCCAACUUAUUUAUAGAGCAAACUUGGAUGUAGAUAUAUGCAAGGAGGCAUGUUUGUACUCCAUGAAUCAUAAAAUUCCUCUUGUUGCAUACUGUGAGGAACAAUGUUUGACCUUGUUUGAACAUCCUUCUGUCGACUUGUUGCACACUGUGCACCAUGAGACCAAGGUAAAAGUGAUGCCUUCAGUCGAGGACCUCUUGGAAUAUUCAUCGAUUCAGAAGUUGCUUUUCCUUGGCAACACGGAUGAAGAUUUUUCUGUCCUCACACGGCACUGGUCGGAACUAACAGAGGGGAAAGCAUGUGUUAUCAAAGGGCAGCUAAAUGCACUUGAGAUUGUUCCCCUUAAUGCUUCAAAAGGUGGUGGUAUAAGGGUUCUACUUGAUCAUCUCGGAAUAACUGAAGAUUCUGAUCUUGAGGUUGUUGGAGACUAUACCAGAUGGCUAAGCAACAAGUGAUCCAGCUGAUAUGACGAAGCAUUCUUUAGCAAGAGAGUGCUGAUUGAGAGCUUCAGAUAUUCUAAGAAAUGUCAUAUAUGGAAUGUACAAAAGACAAGGUAUUGUGGUCUAGGAACUAUGGAAAGUCGCAAGUCUGUGAUACAGUCCUUUAGGGCUGGCUACCAAAAGGGUUUGUGCAUUGUGCAUGUUCGAAAAGGGAUGUGGGUGUUGGAGUGGCAAAUUUGAUCUCCUUCAGGUAAAUUGGCACUGCUGUACAAGAGGUUGGUGCUGCUUGCUCUGGACAUUUGACAAGCAAAUGAACCUUUUGAGGACCUCUUUGUUAUCAUCUUGUUGCAUGUCCUUGGCAGGGAAACGCAAAGGGGCAAAUUCCACGCUAUCAAAGCAUGUACCUGGCAGGAAGCUGGGCUAGCAGCGAAGACAGCUCGUAGAGAGGUCCCUCGGCCUCGGAGUCCAGCUGCAAGGUGCUCGACGAUGCUGAAGAUGACCCUGAAGAAUGAUCAUCAGGAGGGGAGUAACUCGACUCAUCGCCCAGAUUCGACGCCAAUGAGCACAACGACGACCCGCUGGACGCUCCCGAGGUCAUACAAGAAGCAGCAUCAGGGUGAUCUUCUUCUUGCCAAACGCAGGCGGCCUCACGGCGCAGAGCCCUGUUGCAAGCUUUGUCCAUUCCAGGACUGGACAGGAGGCAGGAGCAAUGGUUAUCUCUUGGCUUGGGAUGUUGGGAGCUUGGACGGCAAAGGGAAGGACCCAUAUAUAUGCAGACGCGAUUACGCGAGGGGUGGGGGACUGGGGGAGGAAAAAGGGAUCGUUGCCGUGGGCAGACGGGCGUCUUGCUCGUUCAGAUAGGCCUCCGUGGACUGACUGGCGCCGAAAAGUAAAACCAAACCUAUCCUUGCCGUAGACAUGCCGGCCUUAUCACCAGAUGAGCCGCUAGGCAUUUCUACGUUACUGUCUGGAGUGUUUGCGCAUGUGGAAACACCCGUUUCCAAGGGAGCGAGAGACGGAAACAUGUGUUGGUUGCUGGGAGCAAGCAAUUAUGUAUGCACUCGGGCAUGUGAAAAGGACGUGGAUAAACUACACUGGCUCAGGAUAAGCAUCUUAUCUUACGGGACUCUGUCGACCGAUCGGCGAAGGCUAAGGAAGGAAAUGGGGGCUUAUGUAUGUGGAUUAGCCAGGAUAAGGUUGAUUACGGUCGCCAGAAGGUGCUUUCGGUUAGGAGUUUGAUUAUGCUGAGGGCUAGUAACUGCUGCUGCGAGAUUAGCUUUAUUUAUUCGGGUCUCGAGGGCUGCUGGUGCUACACAAAGAAUCACGUAUAUAUCUAGCAUGAAUGCGAUUGUCAUCUCAAACUCGUUUUUUUAACUUAUCUGAAACUUAGAGCGGAAA
This is a messenger RNA of Hordeum vulgare subsp. vulgare (domesticated barley), 3004 nucleotides long. Its product is annotated as endoribonuclease YBEY, chloroplastic-like. Gene Ontology annotation, molecular function: metalloendopeptidase activity. Gene Ontology annotation, biological process: rRNA processing. Lineage: Eukaryota; Viridiplantae; Streptophyta; Magnoliopsida; Poales; Poaceae. The record is from RefSeq and is a predicted model, not a curated record. The transcript has 14 exons. The coding region runs from base 44 to 1621 and encodes 525 amino acids.